GGUCCUCGUGGUCCUCAAGGGAUUGAUGGUGAACCUGGUAUUCCUGGCCAGCCUGGUGACCCUGGUCCUCCAGGGCAUCCUGCCCACCCAGGACCAGAUGGACUAAGCAGGCCAUUUUCAGCUCAGAUGGCAGGACUGGAUGAGAAGUCUGGACUUGGUAGUCAGAUGGGACUGAUGCCUGGUGCAGUGGGUCCAGUGGGUCCAAGAGGUCCUCAAGGUCUCCAAGGAAAACAAGGUGGUGCUGGCCCGGCAGGCCCCCCUGGUGAACCUGGGGAUCCAGGACCUAUGGGUCCAGUUGGUUCUCGUGGACCUGAGGGACCUCCAGGCAAACCUGGUGAAGAUGGUGAACCUGGUAGACCAGGACAAACUGGUGAGCCUGGAUUUCCGGGAUCUCCAGGGCCUCGAGGCUUUCCUGGUGCUCCUGGUCUCCCAGGUCUCAAGGGUCACAGGGGAUUGAAAGGACUUGAUGGUCCAAAAGGUGAAAUUGGAGCAGCAGGAGCAAAGGGAGAAUCCGGACCAACAGGUGCCAUGGGUCCAACAGGUCCUGUAGGACCUAGAGGAAUGCCAGGAGAAAGAGGUCGAAUUGGACCACAGGGUGCCCCUGGUGGACGUGGCCAGCACGGUAUGCCUGGGAAGCCAGGACCAAUGGGCCCACUUGGCAUAACUGGUUCUCCAGGUUUUCCAGGUGCCCCUGGUGUAAAGGGUGAAGCAGGUCCAACAGGUCCUCGUGGUCCUGAAGGUCCUCAAGGACAAAGAGGUGAAACAGGUCCACAGGGCCCAGCUGGAUCACAAGGUCUUCCUGGCGCCGAAGGGACGGAUGGUUCCCCAGGUGCUAAGGGCCCAACUGGAUCUCCAGGCACUGGAGGCCCACCUGGCUUACCAGGUCCACCUGGUUCCCCGGGACCACAAGGCAGUACUGGCCCACCUGGUAUCCGAGGGCAGCCGGGUGACCCUGGUGUCCCGGGUUUCAAGGGAGAAGCAGGACCCAAAGGUGAACCUGGCCCACAAGGUCCCCAGGGUCCCAUUGGCCCUAUAGGUGAAGAAGGGAAAAGAGGUCCUCGGGGUGAUCCAGGGUCAGUAGGUCCACCAGGUCCUGUUGGAGAGAGGGGUGCACCUGGUAAUCGUGGUUUUCCAGGUUCUGAUGGCUUGCCUGGACCAAAGGGUGCCCAAGGGGAGCGUGGUCCAGCAGGUUCUUCUGGUCCUAAAGGAGGUCAGGGAGAUCCUGGGCGUCCUGGUGAACCUGGUCUCCCAGGUGCAAGGGGUUUGACAGGAAAUCCAGGUGUCCAAGGCCCUGAAGGAAAACUUGGCCCCUUGGGUGCUCCUGGAGAAGAUGGACGUCCAGGUCCAGCAGGUUCAAUAGGAAUCAGAGGUCAGCCAGGCAGCAUGGGCCUGCCUGGGCCAAAGGGUAGUAGUGGUGAUCCUGGAAAGCCUGGAGAAGCAGGCAAUGCAGGUGUUCCAGGGCAGAGGGGAGCCCCUGGUAAAGAUGGUGAAGUUGGUCCUUCUGGUCCUGUUGGCCCACCAGGUCUGGCAGGAGAAAGAGGAGAACAAGGCCCUCCAGGUCCUACAGGGUUUCAGGGCUUGCCAGGACCACCAGGUCCUCCAGGUGAGGGAGGAAAGCCAGGUGAUCAGGGUGUGCCUGGAGACCCUGGAGCUGUUGGUCCGUUGGGCCCUAGGGGAGAACGUGGCAAUCCAGGGGAAAGGGGGGAACCAGGUGCAUCAGGACUCCCAGGUGAAAAGGGUAUGGCUGGAGGUCAUGGUCCUGAUGGUCCAAAGGGAAGCCCAGGCCCUAGUGGGACACCUGGUGACCCAGGCCCACCGGGUCUCCAAGGUAUGCCUGGAGAAAGAGGGAUCGCUGGAACACCUGGCCCCAAGGGCGAUAGAGGCGGUGUAGGUGAGAAAGGUGCUGAAGGUACGGCUGGCAAUGAUGGGGCAAGAGGUCUCCCUGGUCCAAUAGGUCCAAUGGGUCCAGCAGGUCCCACUGGUGAAAAGGGCGAACCAGGUCCUCGAGGUUUAGUUGGUCCUCCUGGCUCCCGUGGAAACCCUGGUUCCCGAGGAGAAAAUGGCCCAACUGGCGCUGUUGGUUUUGCUGGUCCGCCGGGCCCUGAUGGUCAGCCAGGUGUGAAAGGUGAACCUGGAGAACCUGGACAGAAAGGAGAUGCUGGAUCUCCAGGACCACAGGGUCUCGCUGGGUCUCCCGGUCCACCAGGUCCUCCAGGUGUUCCUGGUCUGAAAGGUGGUAGAGGAACUCAGGGUCCACCUGGUGCUACUGGAUUCCCAGGGUCUGCUGGAAGAGUUGGGCCGCCAGGACCUACUGGAGCUCCAGGGCCUGCUGGGCCUAUUGGCGAGCCAGGAAAAGAAGGUCCCCCAGGUCUUCGUGGUGAUCCUGGUUCUCAUGGCCGUGUGGGAGAACGAGGGCCAGCCGGGCCCCCAGGUGGUCCUGGAGACAAGGGUGACGCAGGGGAAGAUGGGCAGCCGGGCCCAGAUGGCCCCCCUGGUCCGGCAGGAACUACUGGUCAAAGAGGUAUUGUUGGUAUGCCAGGACAGCGGGGGGAAAGAGGCAUGCCAGGGCUGCCAGGUCCUGCAGGUACACCCGGAAAACAAGGUCCCACAGGGCCACCUGGUGAUAAAGGUCCCCCAGGACCUAUUGGCCAGUCAGGUGCCACUGGACCUGUAGGGGAAGCUGGUCCAGAAGGACCUGCUGGUAAUGAUGGUACUCCUGGACGAGAUGGAGCUGUUGGAGAACGUGGUGAUCGUGGUGAACCUGGCCCUGCAGGCCUACCAGGUUCCCCAGGUGGUCCAGGAACUCCAGGUCCCGUUGGCCCUCCGGGAGAUGCAGGUCAAAGAGGCGAAACUGGUUCUCGAGGUCCAAUGGGUCCCCCAGGUCGAGCAGGAAAAAGAGGUUUGCCUGGUCCCCAAGGACCUCGUGGUGACAAAGGUGACAAUGGAGAUAGAGGUGACAGGGGCCAGAAAGGACACAGAGGUUUCACUGGGCUUCAAGGUCUUCCUGGUCCUCCUGGCCCUAUCGGUGAACAGGGCAGUCCUGGCAUUCCAGGCCCAUUUGGUCCUCGGGGUCCUCCAGGUCCAGUUGGUCCUUCCGGCAAAGAUGGAAGUCCCGGUCCACUUGGGCCAAUUGGACCUCCUGGUGUUAGAGGAAGUGUAGGAGAAGCUGGACCUGAGGGUCCCCCAGGUGAUCCUGGCCCUCCCGGCCCCCCAGGACCUCCAGGCCAUCUCACUGCUGCCAUUGGCGACAUCAUGGGGCACUAUGACGAUGCUAUGGCAGAUCCGCUACCAGAGUUUACCGAAGAUGAAGCAGCCCCAGAUGACCACAAUAAAACAGACCCCGGAGUCCAUGCCACACUGAAGUCUCUGAGCAGCCAGAUUGAGACUAUGCGCAGCCCAGAUGGUUCAAAGAAACACCCAGCGCGAACUUGUGAUGACCUGAAGCUGUGCCACCCAGAAUCACAUUUUAUGUUCUUUGUAGGUGAAUACUGGAUUGAUCCUAACCAGGGAUGUGUUGAAGACGCUAUAAAAGUAUAUUGCAAUAUGGAAACUGGAGAGACCUGUAUUUCUGCAAACCCAUCUAGUAUACCACGUAAAACAUGGUGGGCCAGCAGGUCACCUGAUGUAAAGCCCGUUUGGUAUGGCCUCGAUAUGAACAGGGGAUCACAGUUUGUGUAUGGGGAUACAGCUGUCACUCAGAUGACAUUCCUGCGCCUCCUUUCAAAGGAAGCUUCCCAGAACAUCACUUACCUUUGUAGAAACAGCAUUGGGUACAUGGAUGACCAGACUAAGAACCUGAAAAAAGCUGUAAUUCUGAAAGGGGCCAAUGACCUGGAGAUCAAAGCGGAGGGAAACAGCCGAUUCAGAUACACCGUUCUGCAUGACAGCUGUUCUAAACGUAAUGGGAACGUGGGCAAGACCGUCUUUGAGUACAGAACACAGAACGUGGCACGCUUACCUAUCAUCGAUAUCGCACCGGUGGACAUCGGCAGCACUGACCAGGAGUUUGGAAUUGAAAUUGGGCCAGUUUGCUUUGUGUAAGAGGAAGGGGGGAAAUUAACACACUACCCAGCAACAGCAGCAAUUAAACACAUGAACUUAGACUGAUUGAAGUUAAUCCUGAGACUCUUGAAGUAAUGGCUGAUACCGGAUCAGCAUUGUAUAUACAGUUCUUUUUAAAUGCCCAGCCUCCUUUCGAGUAUUUAUUUUACUUACAAACCUUCUGUUUUAAAUGAUUGAAAUCAACUUUUUAGUACAACAGUAUAAUUUUAAGAGGAUCAAUGACCACCUUUUAAAAGUAAUAUGCAUCUUUUUCCUCACUUUUGUUUCAAAUUAUUUCAAAAUUUAGAGGUAUUCAAAAUAGAUAGUUUUAAUAUGGGACUACAUAAAGCUCUAAGGAUUAUUUCUUCUGCUUGGAUGCAUACUGAGUAACAGAAAAGUAGAGCACUUUUGUGAACCGUUGGCUAUAUUUCAGUCAUACCUGCUCCCUCAACCCCAGUUUGUCUUCCUGUGGUUGCCAGUGUGAUAGUCAUUAACAGAAAUCUAUGUCAUUUGUGGAAGACAAUCUCUUCAGACAAGAUCAUCUUAAUUUGGCAUUGUCUUUCCUGCACUUUCCUACGGAACAAUCUGCUCA
Molecule: messenger RNA, 4633 nt
Organism: Pterocles gutturalis (yellow-throated sandgrouse)
Lineage: Eukaryota; Metazoa; Chordata; Aves; Pterocliformes; Pteroclidae
Gene: COL5A2
Product: collagen, type V, alpha 2
Exons: 48
Molecular function (GO): extracellular matrix structural constituent
Source: RefSeq, a predicted model, not a curated record